Molecule: messenger RNA, 648 nt
Organism: Eimeria mitis
Lineage: Eukaryota; Apicomplexa; Conoidasida; Eucoccidiorida; Eimeriidae
Exons: 5
Coding region: 1-648 (215 amino acids)
Source: RefSeq, a predicted model, not a curated record
AUGGCUCCCUUCUACAAGGCCGCAGCAGCAUUUUGCCUAGUCGGGCUGUGUUGGUUUCAAUCCGAGGCUGCCGAAGAAAAAAAAUAUAUUUUUGAGGUAGCCCCAGCGGAAGAAGACGCCUACUUAACUGCAAAGUUGGCCCGUAAUGGAAAAAUUACAGCUAAGACGAAUACAGUAGAAAAGGAUCCCCAGCUUGUCUCCAGCUUGCAGGGGAAAGUAGGAACCUCAACUGAAGACACCAAUGCGGCGUGCACGACAUUGAUGACAGACGACCUUAAGAAGCUGUUCCAUCACGCUUUCGAAUAUACAGAAGAACAUGACUACCGUCAACUGGUACAGGAUGCCGUCACAGCCGGAUUGGAAGAGUUCGGCAAAACGUACCCGGCGGAUUCAGAUGCGUGGAAACAGGUAUGGAAGAAGGAAAAGGCUCGCAGCAUGAUGCACCUUCUCGGUGCUAGCAGCACUAAAAUCGGAUGUGUCAUUGCGAACGAAGACUACUUCAAGGAGCUUAGUACACGAACAACUGAAUUAAAAAGUAUGACAGAUGAAGAUCUGAAGGAUCCUAUUGUAACAAGCUCUGCAGAUGCUACCGUUCCAAGCAUUCUAACUGCCGGUUUGGUCGCCAUCCUGGCAGCUAUCUCUGCCUAG